Molecule: messenger RNA, 1116 nt
Organism: Agrilus planipennis (emerald ash borer)
Lineage: Eukaryota; Metazoa; Arthropoda; Insecta; Coleoptera; Buprestidae
Product: sideroflexin-1-like
Exons: 1
Coding region: 11-1003 (330 amino acids)
Biological process (GO): monoatomic ion transport; serine import into mitochondrion
Cellular component (GO): mitochondrial inner membrane
Molecular function (GO): monoatomic ion transmembrane transporter activity
Source: RefSeq, a predicted model, not a curated record
ACCCAUUAAAAUGCUUUCAAAUAAAAAGGUCAAAAUCAAUGUCGAAGAUGUGGACAUAGACAAACCACUGUAUGACAUGGAUAGUUACAUAGGUCGUGUCAAGUAUUUCUUCUACAUAACAAACCCAUUGAACGCAUUCGCCACCAAUGCCCAACUGGACAGGGCCAAAACAAUAGUCGAAAUACAGAGGAAGAAGGGGAAACAGAACUCGUGCAUCGAAGUGGAAGAUCUCUAUCGGGCCAAAAUUCUCUACGAGUCUGCUUUUCAUCCUGGAACUGGCGAAAAACAAACAACUCUGGGCAGGAUGUCGGCCCAAUUACCGGCCAACACUGUUCUCGCUGCGUGUCUCACAUAUUUCUACAAAUCAAUGUUUUCCGUGGUGUUUUGGCAAUGGAUAAACCAAUCGUUCAACGCGUUAGUCAAUUACACGAACAGAAGCAGCGACAGCGAAACUUCAACCGCGCUCAUAAUGCAAUGCUAUCUCGCGGCCGUAUUCGGGGCGGUUUCCGUGUCUCUCAUCUUCAAGCGUCUGGCAAAAUCUGCAUCACCCGUUGUGGGAAGAUUCGUACCAUACAUAGGGUGUUCGGCUGCCCAUUUCGUCAACGUUCCACUGAUGCGGAGAAACGAAUUGCAAGACGGGGCGACUCUGUUCGAUGAGAACGGCAAGAAGGUCGGCAGAUCGAAAACAGCCGCCAAGAGGGCAAUAAUGCAAGUGGUGGCGACCCGUGUUGCCAUGUCUGCCUUGCCCAUGCUGGGAACCCCGGUUGUAAUCGAUUAUUUAAUAAAGCAGGGUAUCCAUUUUAAAAACACUUUCGGUCCCGAGCUGGCUCUUCAAGCAGUCGGCUAUGCCAUUUCGAUACCGACGUGUCUGGCACUUUUUAAACCUUACCAGAGAAUUACGUUCAGAGACCUCGAGGAAGAGGCGCAGGAAGAAGUUAAAGCGAAAACUGCGACCAAGCAGCGGCCCUAUGCCUGUGCCGUAUAUUUCAAUAAGGGUUUGUAACAAAAACACUGUCUACCACUCCGCAACCAAGAAAACAAAAGAAUUACUUUCUAUCCAUCCAUAAUAGUCUUUUGUGACACACUGUAUAUAAUAAAAACACAAUACCAAUAGUA